This is a messenger RNA of Camponotus floridanus (Florida carpenter ant), 4154 nucleotides long. RefSeq lists its product as uncharacterized. Lineage: Eukaryota; Metazoa; Arthropoda; Insecta; Hymenoptera; Formicidae. Gene Ontology annotation, molecular function: nucleic acid binding; catalytic activity; zinc ion binding. Bases 734 to 3448 code for a protein of 904 amino acids. The record is from RefSeq and is a predicted model, not a curated record. The transcript has 2 exons.
UAAAUUUGACAAUAGAUCACAAUCUCCCUCAUCCCCAGUAAACCCGGUGAAUGACUGAAAACACGGGAGACAUUUGAAUAAAAUAAUUAUGUUAACCACCGGUAUUGUAGUUCUCUAUUAUUUAGUAACCGGGACGUAACAACACCAACUGGCCGAUUACACCAACUGGCUCCAACAAAUUUGUGAGAGCCACUUUGUGUACACCCAACAUGCACCUGUGCGAUACUGAGCCCAGACGAAUACGCAGCUCCAGUGAGGGACUGCACCAUUCGACCAGCCGAACAUACACACCCGAAAUGUGCAGUCGGUGCAGACCAGCCGAAAUCGCUAUAAGUAGUUAAGCAAUUGACACCUUGCAGCUAUGUUACCGUUUAAACAUACAGAAAUGUCCAUUAUAUACUUAACGUUACAUAUAGGUUUCCUGCAUUCCACGGCAGAUGUCCCAAUCAGUAGUAAUUCAUCAAAACUAAAUUCAUCGCUUUCAGGGAUCACCUAAAAGCGGGCCGGAAAAAAGCAGGCCGGAGUUUAGCGUUUUUUCUUAGUUUGUAUAGGUGUGCGCAGUGUUUCAUAUACUUGGGUUUUUACCCAAGGGUUCCCUUCUGUUAUUUUCUUUGGACUUUACCGCUUUCAUUUUUGUGUGUAAGGAAAUUUUUAAAUCUAAAACAAGGUAACAAUAGAUAACCUCAAUACUCAAGGCGGGAGAGACCCCUCUCUCCCGCCUGCAUUUCUUAAAAUGUCUAACAACGCAAUCGAUAAGAAGAAAAAUGAAGCUGAUGAUUUGCAAAAUAUAUCACAAGAUCAGAUAAUGGAUAUUAUAUUGGAUAGAACUCAUCUAAAAAGACAAUAUUCAAGUACAUCCGACGAUUCAUCGGGGCUUACGGAUCAAACAAAGGAAAAACAGACGCCAUCGUCAAAAACGGAUUCCAAAAAAGCAAAAUCGAAGAAAAUACUAAAUAUUGAUCCUCCUCAAGAAGAACUCCUUCCAAAGGCAGUCAAAUCUUUAUCUUCAACAUCUAAUAUUUCGCUCAAUCAGAAAAGAAAUCUUCAAAAUAAAAUCUCUGAAUCAGAGGAUAACACAGUUACAAAUAAUUUAUGGUACGACCGUCAUAACAAAGGUCCAUAUAUUGUAUUUGUUAGAAAAAUAUCUGAACAAAAGAAAAGAUCUACUUCUAUUAUUGAAGCUGCCAGACUUCUGUCUAAGGCAAACAUCAAGUUUGAAGAAAUUGACCACCACGCCUGGAACACAUGGAAGAUUUCUUUUAAGUCUUUUCAUGAUGCUAACUCAUCAAUUAAAAAUAAAUACAUUGCGGAACUGGGACUAUCAUUAUACAUUCCUAAAUAUAAGUUAUGCAGAAAAGGUGUAAUCAAAGGCAUCCCAAAUGAUAUUUCACUAGACAAACUACAAGCUACAUUAGAAAAAGAUAACCCGCUGAUCAAAAUUAAUUUUUUAUUCAGACUAAAAAGAAGAGACCCCAAUACCAAAAAAUGGAUCGAUUCUCAAUCAGUCUGCGUAGAAUUCAAGAGUCAAGAUCUUCCAAAAAGCCUAAAAAUUUGGAAAGUUAAUCUUUUUGUUCAACCAUACAUGACUCCAGUAAGAAGAUGCUACAAAUGCGGUAAACUAGGACACACCAGCAAGGGAUGUGAACAAUCUCACAACAUAUGCCUGAAUUGUGGAACAACGCACCUCUUAUCGGCAGAUAUCCAUUGUAAGGAAACCCCCAAAUGUAUCAACUGCAGCGGUCCACACCAUGCUCUAGAUAGGAAAUGUCCAAAAUUCAUUCUGAAUUCUGAAAUUAACAAAAAAAUGGCUUUCGAUAAUAUAUCUUACCUGGAAGCAAGACGCUCGUUAUUGUCUCAAAAUAAUCCAAAUGAAACCCAUCUUAUCAAAGAUUUAGUGAACUUCCCAAAUCUUUCAUCAAGGUUGGACGUUCCGAAUGUGCCAUCCUUUGCAGAUCUCUUUAAGAAGAAUCCUCCGACAUCCUGGAAAGCUGGUCUUUCUUACAAAAUCAAGGACCUUCUGUUGCGGGUUACUAACUCUCCGGAUGCAGAACUUAUCCUCGACGAGAUAUUACAGUUGCUUAAUGUUCGUAAUAAUCCCCAACAGACUUGGUUGAAGCCCAACGAUCAAUUUUCCUUUAAAGGUUUUGAUAUUAUCCGAAAAGAUCGCUUGCACGGUAGGGGAGGAGGAGUACUAAUUUUGGUAAAGUCGAAUCUAAAAUACAGCAUUUUGAAUAAUAUUCCGGACUGUCAGGGAAAUCUUGAGGUGUGCGGAAUAGAACUUUUCCUAAAACAGGGCAAGAUGUCUAUCAUUUCAUUAUACAGACCCCCAUCCAGCUCUAGAAUAAAUUCUCGUAGCUGGCGUAAUUUCUUUGCAAACUUCCGAGAUAAGGUCUUGGUAGGUGGAGAUUUUAACCUACCUUAUGAUCAAAUUAUUCCCCUAGAGGAAGGCAUCAUAGACCUAGAUAUUACUUUAUUAAAUGAUGAAACCCCAACGUUCUGGGAUUUAGAGAGGAAUCACGCGUCGAAAUUGGACUUAUCUCUAAUUAGUUCCUCAAUCGUAUUAGAAACAUCUUGGUUAAUUAAUCAAGACCCUUGGGGGAGUGAUCACUUCCCUAUCUUCAUUAAUAUAAAUAUCUCUGCAUCGCUCAAAUCUACAAUCAAAACACCAUCAAAACUUUACUCCCCUAAGACAGACUGGCCAACCUUCACUGAAAAUAUGAAGAGUGAUAUUAAUAAUUUCCUACCAGAUCUUCUAACAAUUCAAGAUAUUCAAGGGUUAUAUACAUCAUUCACCUCAAUUAUUAUCAAAAAUAUUACUAAAGCUUCCUCUCGUAAAUAUCCUCCUUCACAAAAGAACAGUUGUAAAGAUUAUACUCAUUCUCCUUAUUACAAAUACCAGUCUAAAAUGACAAUUAAUCACUCAUCGAACAAUAAUCUUUCUAGUCCAAAAUCUCCAAAGAUAACUAAUAAACAUAAAAUUCCAUGUCCUUGGUGGAACGAAGCAUGUGAUGCUCUUAUCCUAGAACGCAGAAAAGCUCUUGAAAGAUUUAAAACACAAAGAACAAGAACUAAUUUUCUUCUAUAUAAAAAAGAAUCAGCAAAAAUAAGAAUUGGUCUCAGGAACAUUAAAAAAGAAAAUUUUAAAUCCUUUUGUGAAAAUUUAAGUAAAAACUCUGACCCCACAUAUGUUUGGAGAAAAGGUAGGGCGUUUAAAAAUAAAAUCACACAAUCUGAGGCGAAAAACUGUUACAAUAAACAGGCAAUAGAUACUGUUUCCAACUUAAUAACCUCCCUUUUUCCUCCAGGAACCCCUUCUCCCCCUGUUUCUCUUCCAUAUAAAGAUUAUAAUGUUUCAUUGGAUAAUUCUUUCUCACUUACGGAACUAAAUUACGUUCUUGAUCAUUUGAACACAAGAUCUAGUCCAGGAUUAGAUAGUAUUAUAAAAUAAUUUCUGAACUUCCCCCUAAUGCGAAGGACCUUCUACUAAUUAUAUAUAACAGAAUUUUCAUUUCUCAGUCCUUUCCUUCGGAAUGGUCGAAAUAUCUGGUGUUUUUUAUUCCUAAAUCUGGUGAAGGCCUUAAAUUUCGACCCAUUUCUUUAGCCUCUUGUCUUUGCAAAAUCCUGGAAAGAAUGAUAUCGAAUAGAUUAAAUUGGUAUCUGGAAUUUAAUAACCUUUUACCGAAUUCACAAUUUGGAUUCAGAAGAAGUAAAAGUUGUAUUGACAACCUUGCCUUUCUUCAAACUAACAUUCUCCUUUCUUUUCAAAAGAACGAGAAUGCCUUAGCCUCCUUCUUAGAUAUUAAAUCAGCUUACGAUAAUGUAAUCCCAAACAUCUUAAUUCAAAAACCUAUUAAACUGGGUAUUUCUCCGAACAUACUGGCCUUUAUCAAUAAUUCUAUUUACUUAAGACAAGUCCAUUGCAGAUAUGAAGAAAUUGAUGAAAUUAUUCUCGCAUAUAAAGGUCUCCCUCAGGGAAGCGUUUUAAGCCCUUUAUUAUAUAACAUUUAUGUUUCAGAAUUGGAAAAAAUUUGCGAUCCAAAUUGUAAACUUAUACAAUACGCGGAUGAUAUUGCUAUCUUCAGUUCUUCAUCCAACAUGGAAUUUUCUAGAUCAAUUCUUGAAAAAUCAGUCAACGACAUUGCGAUUGCACUUUA